GCAAUUAUACACAAUUCAGUCUACAUAGCGGAGUAUAUGUAAGAUAUGCUACGGGCAAGCUUAUUUCUUUCCUCCUUCCCUUUUCACGAUUAACGACACUUUAUCUACCCUUCAAUUUGACCUCGAACUCAGUGUCAUGACCGCCCCUCUCACAGCCGAAACUAUAUUUUCUUUUUCUUUGAUAGUAGGUCCUAUUUACGGCACGAUCAUCGUUGAACUCUUACUCUAUGGCGCUUUCACUGUCCUUUUUGGUAUCUAUCUCUAUCUUCAGGCUCGACACCAUGGACGACACCGAUUCUAUCAGAUUUCUCUGACAUUCCUUUAUCUGUCAGCAACUGCUUCAGUGAUUCUUGAUACCAUAGCGGGUCGAGAGAUCAUGUUGUACGUGCUGGAUAAGCUGGACCCUUUCGACAACGAUUCUUCCUCAUCUGGAUAUUAUUAUCACUCCCAGACAAAUCUAAGGACUGCAGGAAUGGCUCUUUAUGUGACCGCAAACUUCGUGGCAGAUACCCUCCUUCUUUAUCGCUGCUAUGUCAUUUGGGGCUCAAGAAAGCUGGUAAUUGCUGGUCCUGCAACGGUGUCCUUCCUGAAUACUGUCGCCGCAGCUGUUGCUACCUACUAUCAGAGACACGACAACCUCACCGUUAACAUCCUAUCAUCGAAUCCAUCCAGGACCGGAUCGAUAGACAGUAUAGAUAUAGGAUUCCUUGUAAUCAACCUGGUGACCAACCUUCUCCUGACAAGUCUCAUAGCUGGUAGGCUCCGAUGGACGAACAUGCUCACCAAUCGUACUCUCAAAGGAUUCAGCCAGUCCAAUGAACCACAUUUCAAUGGUAUACUGGAUACGUUAGUCGAAUCGUGUCUGCUGUAUUCGAUAACUCUUGUCGUUAGCAUUGUCCUCAAAGUCUAUACCAUAACCUCUGAUCUAGAUUUUUUACCCAUUCUGAUUCAAAUUUUGGGAAUAGCACCAACUUUGAUCAUGGUUAGGGUGGAUUUAGGCAUUAGUGUCGAACUUGCUGCUUAUGAUUAUAGCAGCAAGGAAAUUCCUUCCGAUGUCGAGAGAGGCAAUCUCCCAGGAUCCUUUGUAAACGACUCGGAUCUUCACGAGGAAUGGAGGGUUACUCCGUGGAGGGGGCAAGCUGUGUCUUGUGAUCCUCAUCCUAAAUACGCUUGCCGAGAUGCGCCUCGGGAUCAAACAUUGGAUCGUACUCCAGAUGGGCUAGCACACUGUUCGCCCCUAACGCGUGGCCUAAUGUAUUAUCCCGUACCAGCUAAAUUAUCCCUAGUAGCCUUGCGUCCACACGUUUAAAUAGCAUUACAGUGGAUGAAUCGAUGACUUCCCGCAGGAAUUAUUUGCAGGACACCAGACAAUUAAUUUGUGCCACCAAUAUAAGCGAACCUAAGCGAAG
Molecule: messenger RNA, 1409 nt
Organism: Lentinula edodes (shiitake mushroom)
Lineage: Eukaryota; Fungi; Basidiomycota; Agaricomycetes; Agaricales; Omphalotaceae
Exons: 10
Coding region: 137-1309 (390 amino acids)
Source: RefSeq, a predicted model, not a curated record